AUGGACCCUGACAAGCCUGACUUGUUCUUAGGGCUCAUCAAUGAACUCGAGCUCCUCGCUGGCAAGAACACUCUGAAAAACUUCAUGUUCAACGAGGUCAUCACCCACAAGGCCUUCCCGCAUCUCGAGCGCUUUGACCUCGAAUUCUGGGUCUAUUGCCAGGAGAGGUAUGAUGGACCAUUUGCUGCAUACAGAUCUAGGUUGGAGGACGACUGGGCUGAGCGCAACCGGAUUCAGUGCCCUGGAGUAUCUGUGAUACCAGGACUGAAAUUUGACUGUGAUGUGGUUAUUAGAGGCUUUGCGCAAAGCCAGCUGGAGCCAGUGGUGGCUCAAAUGCAUUGCGCUGAGACCUUUAGCCAGCAGAACCUGAACAUCAGACCGAUGAAUGCCAUAUAUUAA
This is a messenger RNA of Cyclocybe aegerita, 399 nucleotides long. NCBI's taxonomy places the organism in Eukaryota, Fungi, Basidiomycota, Agaricomycetes, Agaricales, Hemipholiotaceae. The record is from the annotation of a GenBank genome assembly.